Dipodomys spectabilis (banner-tailed kangaroo rat) is the source of this 3929-nucleotide messenger RNA. It is a transcript of the gene Spata31g1, whose product is annotated as chromosome unknown C9orf131 homolog. Lineage: Eukaryota; Metazoa; Chordata; Mammalia; Rodentia; Heteromyidae. The record is from RefSeq and is a predicted model, not a curated record. The transcript has 3 exons. The coding region runs from base 783 to 3929 and encodes 1048 amino acids.
AAACAACUUUAUUUGGUAAGUGAUAAUAUUUUGGUUUUGGGAGUAGAGAUUGAAUCCAGGACAUCCCAUUUGCUAAGUAAGUGCUCUAUCACUUGAGCUCACCCCAGCCCUUUUUUUUCCCAUUAACUUUAUUGUUAUUUUAAAGAUGAUGUACUGAGAGAUUACUAUUACGUAAGUCGGGUAAUGAGUACCUUUCCAUUCAUACGGUGUCUUCCCUUCCCUCAUCCUCCCCCAGUCCCUUCCCUCCUUCAUUUUGUUUUUGAUAUGUCUCUCUACCUUUGCUCAGGCUGGCAUAUCUUGAACUCAAGAUCAGCUUCUAUCUCCAAAUAGCUGGGAUUACAGGUGUACACAAUUAUUUUCAACUAAUUUAUAGUAUGUACCCAACUAACUUUAUAAUAUACAAUCACAUAACUAUAUAUAACUAAUUAUAUGUAGUAAGUUUCCACUGUUAAGUAAUAUGACAACUAUUUUAUAGAUAAGAAAAGUGAAGCACUGAAAGAUUAAGUAGUUGGGGUUUCAUAGGUAGGAAAUAGCAGAAAUAAGAUACAGGUAGUUCAAGGCUAUGCUAGGCUAAAAGGCUUAAAGAAUAUAAUGACUAAAGAAUAGUUUUGACCUCAGAAAUGAAGACAAUGGAUUUCACUGUACAAAAUGUAUGUUAUGAGAAAGGGCAACUUUUUUGGCCCUAAACUCAAGGAAUAGGCUAUUAGGCCUGGGUCUGUGUGGGGGAGGGGAGUUCUUUGUUCUGUGAUGACCUCAGGAUAAACUGCCACUGGGUAAAGAAAAUGGAAUGGCUGCUGGAGGAUCUGCCUGGGACUGGAGGAGAUAUAGGACUUCCCUGGGGCCAGCUGACAUACGUUCUGGCUUGCAGACACUGUGGCAGCAACACUUGCCUUCAGAGUCCAGGGGAUCUGGUGAUACUAUUUUUGUUCAUUGUUUGGCAGGUCCGAAGAUGGUGGCAGCUUGGGAAGUGGCAACAGCUUCAGCCCUGGUGCUCUGGAGAUAUGAUUCAAGGCAAGGGCCUACCAUUUUUGUACCAUUUGGCUUUCCUUAAUUAUUUGUGGAAGCAGAAAUCAGAGGAGGAAGAGGAAGAGAGGGAAGGAGAGGAAGAAUCAUCUUUUGAUCUACCGAAACUAAGUUCUCCUUCCAAAGAAGUUCCCAAUGGAAAGCAAAGCACAAUCCCACCCCAGCUGUCCUGUGGUUCUGAGAGCCUUCCCCAGGCCACAGAAACACCAGAGCGAAUAACUACACAGUCCUCAAGCCCUUUUAGAUCCUACCCUACCAUCCAGAUUCUGACCAACUUCCCAGUGAGGAACAAGACAUCAGCAGGGAGCUACCUGCAGCAGAAAAGCCAGCUCUUCUGGGGUUUUCCCUCUCUGCAUAGUGAGUCGUUGGAAACUAUCUUCCUAAGCUCAGAUGGUCCAUCUCCCCUGAAGUUGUCUAUUUGUCCUUCUGUUUUCUUCAACAAGCUUGCCUUCUUGCCUAAGUACAACUUGUCACUUCCCUAUUAUCACUCUCCAACCCAGUUUCCUACCCAUGAAGCACAUACUAUGGAAGAUCUGGAAGAAAUGGCCCAUAAUUCUCAGCUAGUUUCAUCUCCAUCUACCCCAACAUUAUCUCUCCAUAAUUUUAAGCCCUUACCUAUGGACCCCAAGAGGGUCCUAUUUGGUGCUGAGGCAGAGACAGAACCUCAAGGAACUAGCCCUCCUGUUUACAAAGCUCAGCUGGGAACCAUGGGACCAACUAGUGAGAGCCCCCAAGUUUCUAAGCCCCUAACGCCCAUCUCUUGCCAACCCCCAGUGUAUCUGUCAGAAUCCCAAAAAGCUAACCCUAGAGAACUUUCUGCUUCUAAAGACUUCUGGGAAACCAUAGAAUACCGAGAGAGCCCUCAGGUUUCUAUGUCUCCAAUACCAGCCCCAACCCUUCCUCUAGACUCUCUGUUAGAACUCCAGAAGAGUCUCCUAGAAGAUCCAUCUGGAGAUGACCUUUGGUGGGAAUGCAGAGAAAACUCAGGAACCCUCUGGACCUUUGAACCCCAAGCCUUGGAUCUCAACACAAGUGUCUAUGAAACUAGCCUUGUAUGUGUCCCAUCAGUAUCUGCAACUUCACAGAAGGGAACACAGAGUAGAGAAAAUGUUUGGGUCUCUGUAGAACCAGUUUCAUCUACCAGCCUUCCUUCAGACUCUCUGUUGAAGUUUCUAGGAGUAGGUUCCCAGGAAGACCUGUCAGAGUCCAAAGCUUUGUGGAAGACCAAGGAGCAGAGAGAGAACCUCUGUGUGUAUGACUUCACAGACUCUACCCAGAGAACACCUGUAGCCCCCUUUAUAGAAACUAAAUUGAAAGGUAAUAAGCAUUCCAGGAAUUCCUGGGCUUCUGAAUCCCCAUCUCAGACACUCAGCCUACCAUGUGCUCUUGCAUUAGAGUCCCUCAGAGUUAGCCCCAUGGUGAUCCUGUUUGAUUCUAAUGCUAAGUAUAUGGAUAUACAAACAAGAACAAACUCCAGGGCCUCUAAGGUUCUAGCACACAGCUUACCCCAAGAGCUCUAUGGAGCCAGCCACAUAAGAGCUGGGUCUGACUCUGAGCCUGUUGGGAAAGAUAAGGAACAGAGAGAAAACUAUCAUGUUCUUAUGUCUCCCAACCAACCCUCAAAUUCUAUUUCAAAGUCCCACAUAAGUGAGCCUUUUGGAGACCAGUCCAACUAUAAACCUGAAGGGAACACAGUGAAGCAGACAAAGAACUGCUGGGCCACUGACCAACAAGCCCCCAGCUCACUGUCAGCAACUCCAUUAAAGCUACACACUGACCGUAAGUUUGUGCAAGAAAGAGAGGUCCCCCAAGAUCCCAGCCUCCCAUUAUUGAAUAACUUGUGUUCAAUAUCCUGGCCUCCAACCCUAACCAAAGCUCUGAAGAGUGAGCCCACUGAGCUUGAAGUAUGGAAAGGAAAGAUAUUCUCAGAAACUAAGGCAAAGGCCCUAUCCUCCCAGGGAGAGGCUGUCCUAGAGGUGCUCACCCAUCCUGGGAUCCAUGUCUGGCAAUGGAGUAGAGAACUGGAGUGCAGGCUAAAGAGACUGCACCAGAGCCCUUUCAAAUCUUCUAGCCCAAAUCAGCCAUGUUGCAGCUUCCCUACCCUGAGCUCCACUACUCCAGAUUCUUCAGAAUCCUCUUUCUAUCACCCACAGAUCAGGCGUCUUAAUCUGCACUAUUCGAGUUGUCAUCCCCCCAAAAUUCAGAGUACAGUACUUCAGCCUGUAGAAGUCCCCCAUUGUCAUCACUCCCACUCUUCCCAACUUCAGCUACAGGCUCCUGACCAGGGCAAAGCAAGAGUCUCAGAAAAAAGAAUUAAAGGGAAGAUGGUGACUCAAGUCCCAGCUCAGGGGCCAAGUGUUCACAUAGAGGCUGAUAAGAACAAUCCAGGCCUGAGAGAGUCCUCUAACACUGGAGGUCCAGCCUCAGACAAAAGACAGAACCAAGUUUCAGCUCUAUCUUUAGCCCAAAAGGCAGAGUUUCUCAGAAAACCUAAAGCAGGAGAAUAUGGAGGAGAGAAGGCAAGAUUGGGCUUACGUAAAGUCAUAGGGAAGAGUCACUCUUCCCAAGCCUGUAGGGUAACAGAGGCUCCUGAGAACAGAUUUUCCCAAAGGUCUCAGCACAGAGAUCAGGGCUCUCCUCACACUGCCCUGCCUCAGUAUCUUGUCCUCAAGGAUGCAAAUCCCCAGAAUAAGCGGAAGGCAGGUUUGGUAACUGGUGGUAUCGAGAACUCUCACCACUGUAAGCAUUGUCCUUGGGCCCACACAGAAAAGCAUCUCCCAAGUUCCAUAUCCCAAGCUCCCCAUACCAGGGGUUUCCAAAGUGUAUUAGCCAAAUUUCUGGGUAUUCGUGGACCCCCGAGCCCAAAUCCAGUCAGUAGAGAAAAGACUAGUAGUACUGGCACCUAG